AUGAGACUGCUUAACCUUUUGUUCCUUUCCGGCCUUGCUACCGCGGCGCCCGGAACUACUCUUCAUGCUAGGGCAGCAGUCAAUGAUCGGUGCAAUAUUGGUUAUUGUACCCAGAAUGGAGGCACGACUGGUGGCGGCAAUGCUGCGCAAGUAACUGUCAGAAGUCUCAAUGAACUGGCAGCAGCAGCCAGUGCUACUGGACCUUCAGUUAUCCUUGUCCAAGGUAGUAUUUCGGGAGCUGCCAAAGUCCAAGUCGGGUCCGACAAGACUAUCAUCGGGAAGUCGGGUAGCUCUCUGAAUGGUAUCGGCUUCACGAUCAACGGAAAGAAGAACGUCAUUAUCCGAAACAUGAAAAUUGCAAAAGUCGCAGCCACCUAUGGUGACGCAAUCACGAUCCAGAAGUCUACCAAUGUCUGGGUUGACCACUGUGAUAUCUCUUCUGAGAAAGGCAGCGACAAGGACUUUUACGAUGGCUUGGUUGACCUUUCUCAUGCUGCGGAUUUUGUCACUAUCUCACACAGUUAUUUCCACGACCACCACAAGGGAUGUCUUGUCGGUCAUUCCGAUAACAAUGCUGCUGAAGACGUUGGAAAGCUUCGCGUAACAUACGCGAACAACCACUUCAAGAACGUUGGAAGCCGCGGCCCUCUUCUUCGCUUUGGCACAGCUCACAUCUUCAACGGAUACUAUGAUACAAUGGACACUGGUCUUAACAGUCGCAUGAAUGCACAAGCAUUGAUCCAGUCUUCAGUGUUCACAAAUGUCGGAAAGAAAGCCAUCUUUAGCGAGUCAAGCAGGGAGGUGGGAUAUGUUGUUGCAGAGGAUGUUGUUCUCAACGGUCAGAGUCAGAACACCGCACCAAAGGGUAAUUUGAGUUCGGGUAAGAUUCCGUACCAGUUUAGUCUUCUUGGAUCCGGCAGGGUCGCAUCUACCGUUCCAGGACAAGCGGGACAGAGGCUCAGCUUCUGA
Messenger RNA from Fusarium poae, 969 nucleotides. RefSeq lists its product as uncharacterized. Gene Ontology annotation, molecular function: pectate lyase activity. Bases 1 to 969 code for a protein of 322 amino acids. The transcript is spliced from 5 exons. The record is from RefSeq and is a predicted model, not a curated record. Lineage: Eukaryota; Fungi; Ascomycota; Sordariomycetes; Hypocreales; Nectriaceae.